GUCCGGAUGCAGUUUUACAAUUAGUUCUCCGCAGUCGGUUGCUCUGGCUACUCAGCAGCGUGGUUUUUUUCGUGGAGGUAGCUGAGUGUGCCGGCUCCAUUCCGCCUUGUUGGGAAGAGGAACGCAGAGGAGAGGUUCUGUGGACACCGAGCUGAGGCUCCCUAAAGGCAACAGAGCCACCCGAGGGCCCUAGAGCGUGCGAAGGCAGGGCUGCGGCCCAAAGCAAGGGCAGCUGAAAGGGAGGGUCUGCAGAUCGUGUAGGAGUUCGCUGGGGCCUGGGCUGGGCCGGCAGAGGCCCGGGGCUGUCGCGCAAUGCUCGGGGCCCGGUGCCUGCUGCAAGCCCUGCGCUCCUGCUCCUCGGCUCCGUGCGCGAGGCCAAGAGCUCCCGCCGCACUGAGCGUGCGGGACGCCCUCAGGGCCCGGGGCGCUAGUGGGGAGCGCGUGAAGGUUCAGGGAUGGAUUCGUUCAGCCCGAUCCCAGAAGGAAGUCUUGUUUCUACAUGUAAAUGAUGGGUCAUCUUUGGAGAGCCUUCAGGUUGUUGCUGAUUCAAGCUUUGACAAGAACUGGCUUUCGGAAGUUCUGUGGAAGCCAGGAGACAGCUGCGUUAAAAAGCCCAUCCAGAGGGCAAAAUGUGGAAUUGAAGCAGGCAAAAAAUAUGAAGUUAUUGGAAAUGUGAUGCCAAG
Molecule: messenger RNA, 683 nt
Organism: Castor canadensis (American beaver)
Lineage: Eukaryota; Metazoa; Chordata; Mammalia; Rodentia; Castoridae
Source: RefSeq, a predicted model, not a curated record